This is a messenger RNA of Apus apus (common swift), 2404 nucleotides long. RefSeq names its product RNA binding motif protein 22 (gene RBM22). Lineage: Eukaryota; Metazoa; Chordata; Aves; Apodiformes; Apodidae. The transcript is spliced from 11 exons. Gene Ontology annotation, molecular function: metal ion binding; pre-mRNA binding; U6 snRNA binding. The record is from RefSeq and is a predicted model, not a curated record. Bases 34 to 1296 code for a protein of 420 amino acids. Gene Ontology annotation, cellular component: Prp19 complex; U2-type catalytic step 1 spliceosome; U2-type catalytic step 2 spliceosome.
AGCGGGGGGGGCGGCUGGCGGAGCGGGGCCGCCAUGUCGACAUCGCUGGGCUCCAACACCUACAACCGGCAGAACUGGGAGGACGCGGACUUCCCUAUUCUGUGCCAGACAUGUCUUGGAGAAAACCCCUAUAUUCGAAUGACCAAAGAAAAAUAUGGAAAAGAAUGCAAGAUCUGUGCCAGGCCUUUCACUGUGUUCCGCUGGUGCCCUGGGGUCCGGAUGCGCUUCAAGAAGACAGAGGUGUGCCAGACCUGCAGCAAGCUGAAGAACGUCUGUCAGACCUGCCUGCUGGACCUGGAGUAUGGUUUGCCUAUUCAAGUCCGGGAUGCAGGACUCUCCCUAAAGGAUGAAAUGCCCAAGUCUGAUGUCAACAAGGAAUACUACACCCAGAACAUGGAGCGGGAGAUAUCCAAUUCUGAUGGCACCAGGCCAGUUGGUGCACUGGGAAAAGCUACUUCCACCAGUGACAUGCUUCUGAAGCUGGCUCGGACCACCCCGUACUACAAACGGAACCGUCCUCACAUCUGCUCCUUCUGGGUCAAAGGAGAAUGCAAGAGGGGAGAAGAGUGUCCCUACAGACACGAGAAACCGACAGAUCCAGAUGAUCCUCUGGCUGAUCAGAACAUCAAAGAUCGUUACUAUGGAAUUAAUGAUCCUGUGGCUGAUAAACUUCUGAAACGAGCAUCAACCAUGCCUCGUUUGGACCCCCCGGAUGACAAGACUAUUACAACACUCUAUGUUGGAGGGCUUGGAGAUACUAUCACUGAAUCAGAUCUCAGGAAUCACUUCUACCAGUUUGGGGAGAUCCGGACGAUCACGGUGGUGCAGAGGCAGCAAUGUGCCUUCAUCCAGUUUGCCACCCGGCAGGCGGCAGAAGUGGCUGCUGAGAAAUCCUUCAACAAGCUCAUUGUCAACGGCCGCCGCCUCAACGUCAAGUGGGGAAGGUCCCAGGCAGCAAGAGGAAAAGAAAAGGACAAGGAAGGUACUACGGAAUCCGGGAUAAAGCUGGAGCCAGUUCCAGGACUUCCUGGAGCUCUCCCACCUCCUCCAGCUGCAGAAGAGGAGGCUUCUGCAAAUUACUUCAACCUGUCUCCCAGUGGCCCUCCAGCUGUGGUAAACAUUGCCUUGCCACCUCCUCCUGGCAUUGCUCCACCACCACCUCCAGGUUUUGGACCACACAUGUUCCACACCAUGGGGCCCCCUCCUCCCUUCAUGCGAGCCCCUGGCCCCAUUCACUACCCAUCCCAGGAUCCCCAGAGGAUGGGUGCCCACGCAGGGAAGCACAGCAGCCCCUAGCAGGCCGUGCCACCCUCAUCCUUGAAGUAAAUGCUAUUUUCUAGUUACCAUGGUAGCUCCAUAUGUUGAGGUGUGGGUGAGCUAGAGCAGCCUUAUUUCCCUGCUUGCAGACACUGGGUGAGCUGAGUUCCGUGUCUCCACUAGCUGAUCAGAUCAUUGAUACAUCCCAGAUCUUUCAUUUAGUGUUUGGGGGGGGGGAGGGGGUGGGGGGCAGGGGAUCUGGUGUACCAGAACUACAGUGCUAUUUGUGUAUCCCCUUUGCACAGUUUUGAAAUAAACUUCUGGAAAAACGAAAACAAACCCUUGAUAUCCUCAGUCAGAACAGUAUGGACUAUUGACAUGUAAUCAGAGACACUUCUCUAUGUUAGGUAACUAAUGACUUAUUACUGUAAUGAGGUGUUAAACCAGGACUGUGAAAGAGCAGAACAAGCCUCUCAGAUGUGCCAAAGCCAUGGCUUUGUUAUUAUGUUGCCACAGAAUUUUCCUCCCUCCUUUUUCCUGACCUCUUGGUUAAAAAACAAAACAAAACAAAAACAACACAAAAAACCCACCUACCAGAAAAAAACCUAAAACCUUUUUAGAUGCCUCACUUCUAAUCCUGCACAUCCUGAGCAUGGAAAGUGUUAUGUCAUGUAAGGAGCAACAUCCAUGGCCAGGCUGGCAGGUGCCUGUUUCAGGCCACUGAAGCCCCGCCUUGGUGGCCCCUGGGCUUGUGUUGCUACCAGCUGCAGGGGGAGGACAUGGUGCAGCUGGGAGCUUGUCCUCGGUAUAUGGAGCAUGAUUGGGGCUUUUGAGGCCUAUGGAUACAGUCUCCCAUUCAACUGUGAGCUGGAUCCCACUUCAUCCUGUUUUGAUAAGACAUUGAAGUUUUCUUUCUGUGCUCCAACUAGAGUGUCUGUGCAGGAGCAGCUGUCCCCUGAGUGGAGCCUGCUGUGGGGUAAGAUGUGUGUGCACGUGGCUGGAGGAUUUUAAGUUUAUCUGUAUGUCAGUUGCUUUCACAUAAUGGAUCUGUGGACAUCUCCUGUAAAGGAAAACACAAUGGGACCUGUUCUGAAGCCUUGUUUGCUUGUUUAAAAAAAAUACAUUAAAAUAUUUGAAUUUUUCCACA